This is a messenger RNA of Dermacentor albipictus, 2672 nucleotides long. RefSeq names its product solute carrier organic anion transporter family member 4A1-like. Gene Ontology annotation, cellular component: plasma membrane. Gene Ontology annotation, molecular function: protein binding. Lineage: Eukaryota; Metazoa; Arthropoda; Arachnida; Ixodida; Ixodidae. Gene Ontology annotation, biological process: transmembrane transport; sodium-independent organic anion transport. The record is from RefSeq and is a predicted model, not a curated record.
GCGUGCUGCACGUGAAGUCUUCAGCGCGGACACGUACAAGGUCGCAUCAUCCGCCGUCAUCGUUCUCCGCCACUCUUUACAAGAUUCUACGCUGACGGCUCCUCCCAGACGACCAUGUGGUCCGGAGAGAACCAAGGCUCGGACUUUUCCGUCUCCUCCUUCGGCAUAUCGGUGCCGCAGCUGGUCAAGGGUGCGUCGCAGCUGCUGCCGCAGGAUCAGCCCGGCUCCGGCAGCGACCACGACGUGCACUGUGGCCUGCUCGGCUUCUACCCGGCCUUCCUGCAGAGCUACCGCACGCCCCGGUGCUACCUCGUCUUCCUCUGCGUGCUCGGCAUGACGCAGGGCUUCGUCGUCAACGGCCUGGUCUCCGUGGUGACGCCCACCAUCGAGAAGCGCUUCCAGCUGCUCGGAGUCGAAGCCGGGAUGAUCCAGAGCAUGUUCAACGUGGCGUCGUGCGUCAUGAUAACGCCCGUGAGCUACCACGGGGGCAUCGGUCACAAGCCGCUCAUAAUGGGCAUCGGCGCGCUGGUCAUGUCCGCCGGCUCGAUGGUGUUCGCCUCGCCGCACUUCCUGGCGCCGCAGUACAUGGUGCUGGACAGCGGCGCCGCCGACGUGUGCCCGCAGCGAGGCCCCGGGCAGUGCGGCUCCUCGGCGUCGUCCGGUGCCACCAACGCCAACGCCUUCAAGUACUUCUUCAUGGUGGGACAUGCGCUGCAUGGCGUCGGCUCGUCACCCUUCUUCACCCUCGGCGUGGCUUACUUGGACCAAAACACGCCAUCGGCCAGCGCAUCUAUCUACAUGGGUAUUUUUUAUGCCACAUCAGUCCUGGGUCCCGCCAUGGGCUUCGUCCUAGGCGGGUACUUCCUUUCAAUGUACACGGACAUAACAGCCGAUUACUCAAAGCUGGGCAUGGACUCUUCGAGUAACAACUGGGUGGGCGCUUGGUGGCUUGGUUUCUUCGGCGCCUCCAUUGCCGCUUUCUUCACUGCCUUUCCCAUGGCCAGCUUCCCAAAGGCGUUACCGACGGCCAUAGAACGGGCGAAAGAUCUGUCGAGGCUGCAAAAGGAGAAGCGGAUGCUGUCCCUGAAGCAAGCGCCGAGCGCAGCCAAUGUGCAAGCUGCGCCGGACGCCCUGGCUGCACCGGGUUCGCAGGCAGCGCCAGAUUCCCAGGCUGCUGCUACGCCGGCCUCCCAAACUCAGUCAGAUUGGCAGGUUACUCCGGGCACACAGGUUACCCCGGGCGCCCAGGUUACUCCGGGCGCGCAAGCUACGCCGGCUCCUAAAGGCGCGGCGACCGCACAGGGAGCACCAAACCCCGGCGCCGCCACGAGUGCACCGCCCGAUAUGCAGAUCGUGACGGAGGUGACCACCGGGGCCGAGCAGAAGAGGAGUUUCGCAAACCACCUCAAGAGGCUCCUAUGCAACCCGACCUUCGUCUGUCUCACGCUCGCUGCGUGCGCUGAAACGUUGAUCGCAUCAGGACUCACCGGAUUCGCAACGAAGAUCUUCAUCUCCAUGUUUGGAAUCUCAUCUAGCCGGGCUUCCAGCCUUCUAGGCAUUGUAUCAGUGCCGAGUGCUUGCGGUGGAACUCUGCUGGGAGGCUACGUCAUAACGAAGCUGAACGUCAAGUCGUCCACGAUCGUGCGUUACUGCGUCGUGCUGUCAUUCAUACCGUGGUUCACGCUCUUUGUCUUCAUGCACUCCUGCCCCAGCAAUCACAGAGCACUUUUCAACCUCACCACCCAUGGUGACGACCGGAAGCUGACUUUACGUGACCUCGAGCACGGCUGCAAUGCGUACUGCAACUGCUCGGGCGUCGGUUACGACCCGGUGUGCGGGAGCGACAACUUCACCUACUACUCGCCCUGCAUCGCCGGGUGCGGCAACGUGAGGAACUUCAAGAGGACUAAGCUGUACACCCAGUGCUCGUGUGUGAAUGGUCCGACGCUGUUCAUGGCCGCUGAGGAAAAGAGCAACGAGACUGGCAAUUAUUACAUGGCCAGGCGUGACCCGUGUACCGCCAAAUGCCGCCUCAUCUUUGUCUACGCUGUCGCCAUAUUUGUCGCGCUCUUCUUCACGUUCCUGCUCAUCGUGCCCGCCCUUACGGCGCUGCUACGCUCGCUCGACGAAGACAUCAAGUCCACCGGCAUCGGCGUCAAUUACGUCGCCAUUAGACUCUUGGGCACCAUCCCGGGCCCGAUAGUGUUCGGUUACCUGAUCGACCGCAGCUGUUUUCUGUGGCAAGGCACCUGUGGUGGUGGCUCGGGUGCCUGUGCCGUCUACGAGAACUCGGCCAUGGGCAUGAACCUGUUCCGCAUCAUGUUGAGCGUCAAGUCGGCGUCCAUAGUGUGCUUCUUCUGCGCCUCACUUAGCAGCAAGACGGAGAGCAUCUCGUCAACCGUGGUGGCAGUGACACCUUCAGGUGAAAGGCCCGAGGAUGACGCGCCCUUCAUUCAGCAAGGAUCCGACGGUAGUCUCAAAGCUGACACCGUCGCAAAGGAGGAAGAGAGGGGAGAAGCUGGCGACAAGUUGGAAGUGGCGUGCGACGAACAGAGGGAGGAAGAAGCCAGCAAGGACAAUCCCGUCUCAAAGGGCUGAACCUUCAGUAAAGAAAGCAACGAAAAAAGAAAGAGCAAUUUGGAUAUGCAGUAAAGAGGCAUGAUGUCCCUCAG